This is a messenger RNA of Tachysurus fulvidraco (yellow catfish), 1389 nucleotides long. RefSeq lists its product as uncharacterized. Bases 231 to 905 code for a protein of 224 amino acids. The record is from RefSeq and is a predicted model, not a curated record. Lineage: Eukaryota; Metazoa; Chordata; Actinopteri; Siluriformes; Bagridae. The transcript has 14 exons.
CUCUUUUAGGUGGAGCAGGGCAGCUACCAUAUAACGGUGCCCCUAUCAUCCCCGCUCGACUGGAUGCAGGAACCAAUCCAAUUGAACCACAGACUGCUGAACUCGGGCCUGAGGUGAAAUCUGGCCAUGCUUAUGGUGGACCGUACGGAGCACAACCAGCGGGAUUUGGAUCCGAGGGAAAGCCUCAAGUCAGAUAUGGUAUUGGUGGCCUUCUUUUUGGUGGUUCACCCAUGGGAUACAGCCCAUAUGGAAACUAUGGUAAUCCGUUCGCUGCACAACCUUAUGGAUCUAAAGCCGGAAACUACAAUCCACCAGAAUUUAACACCAAUCCCAAAUACAUGAUGGGAGGCUCUCCAUACAGUGCUAGUCCUAGUGAUCCUAAAGCCUCAGGGAAAUAUGGUCAGACUGAUGGACCCUACUCCCCGGAGUCCAUCAGUCUCGGUGCUGACGCUAAAUCAUCUGUGAAAUAUGGCAACCCAUCACUUCCCUUUGAGGCCCUUGGUCCAGUCACUGAUGGUCAGUCCAUCGAACAGCCUGUGCUGCAGUAUGAAGCUCCUUCUAUUGAUGGAGCGAAGUCUGUGGAUCAGUUUGGAGAAGGUGAAGUGCAGCCCCAGCCUAUUGCUCCUUUGGUAGAUGGAGCAGGACAAGGACCAGCAUCCUAUAUCAAGGGAGGAGUCAGAGCUGACGCUGUCUCUUUGCCUGCUGCCCCCACUGACGGCCCCUUUACCGGCUCUGCAACAUCUCUAGGAAACUCACCAGUAGACACGCCCACUGAAGUGGAGACACCGCAGCACAAUCUCGCUCAGCAGAAGCACAAAGGCCCCCAGCUGCCUCAAGCCUGGACAGGAGGCAAUGAGCAGAAACACAACCUGAAAGGAUUCUUUGGCAACGGAUAUCACGGUUGAUCCACAAGAAGACUGAACAAAUGUGUCUCCUGUUGUUGUUGAUGUUUUUAGUAAUUAUUGUAAAUUAAUCAUUGUCUGUUUUUUAAUUCUGAAUAUAUAUAUAUAUAUAUAUCUUUUUUUAUAUAAAGUUUUUUUAACAGUAGCCCUAAAUUGCCAAUAUAACUGUGCCUCCAUUGAACAGAGAGAUGAUUUGUGGCCCAUACAGUAUAGAAUUAAUAUAACAUAAAUGCUUUUAUGCUGUAUUGUUCGGUUCUUUUUCCAUUUCCUUGCAUGCAUUAUGUGUAUUUUUGUAAUUAAUCACAGGAUAAUUUAUUGAGUAUGGAUUACUUUCUGUUUUGAUGAGCUAUCUGACUUUUAUAAAAAUUCAGUUGUUAAUAAAAACACAGAACAAAGGAGGGAUACUGAAGACUGCUCUAUGUUAUAUCCAGUAAAUAUGUCAGUAUUUAUCAAUGCAACUGCAAAUUAAAAGAGACUAUAUACUGUA